This is a messenger RNA of Lucilia cuprina (Australian sheep blowfly), 1786 nucleotides long. RefSeq names its product diphosphomevalonate decarboxylase (gene Mvd). Gene Ontology annotation, biological process: isoprenoid biosynthetic process; isopentenyl diphosphate biosynthetic process, mevalonate pathway. Gene Ontology annotation, cellular component: cytosol. Lineage: Eukaryota; Metazoa; Arthropoda; Insecta; Diptera; Calliphoridae. The coding region runs from base 167 to 1366 and encodes 399 amino acids. Gene Ontology annotation, molecular function: ATP binding; diphosphomevalonate decarboxylase activity. The record is from RefSeq and is a predicted model, not a curated record. The transcript is spliced from 4 exons.
GUUGUGUGAAAAAUUUCUUGCUGUUAAGUUGUGGUUUUAAAAUUUUUGGAAUUUUUGUAUUAAAAUUAUUAAAAACUAAAGAAUUUUGUAGUAAUUAUUGUAAAAUAUAUUUUAAAGUAUAGAUUUAAUUAGUUAAUUGUUUGAAAAAGAAAUCACGUACUUAAAUAUGUUUAUUGAAACUUGCAUAGCACCCGUGAAUAUAGCUUUAAUUAAAUAUUGGGGCAAACGAGAUGAAGAAUUGAUUUUACCGAUAAACGACUCAUUAAGCAUGACUCUUAGCACCGAUGAGAUGUGUGCUAAAACUACAGCUGCUGCUUGUUCAUCGUUUAAGGAACAUCGUAUGUGGUUGAAUGGCGAUGAGGUGCCGUUUGAAGAAAAUCCUCGUAUUAUGAGAUGUUUAAAAGCUUUACAACGCUUAGCUUUAGCCAAAGGCGAGUCACUGAAAUUCCCUCUCGAAUGGAAGCUGCAUAUAGUGUCGCGUAAUAACUUUCCCACGGCUGCUGGUUUGGCCUCAAGUGCGGCUGGUUACGCUUGUCUAGUCUACACUUUAGCCUCUUUAUAUGGCAUAGCCGAUGAAGAGCUAACAGCAAUUGCCCGGCAGGGUAGUGGUUCUGCCUGCCGUAGUUUACAUGGUGGCUUCGUACGUUGGCAUAUGGGUAAACUGGAAGAUGGUGGUGAUUCUAUAGCAGCUCCAGUUGUUUCAGCUUCACACUGGCCCAAUAUGCAUGUGCUUAUAUUGGUGGUCAAUGAUGGCCGUAAGAAGACUAGUUCCACUAAGGGCAUGCAGCGGGCGGUAGAAACAUCUGAUCUUAUUAAAUAUCGUGCUAAAUAUUGUGUACCACAACGCAUUAACGCGAUCACUGAUGCUAUUAAAGAAAAAGAUUUUGAAACAUUUGCCAAAAUAGCCAUGCAAGACUCCAAUCAAUUUCAUGCCAUAGCUUUGGAUACUUAUCCUCCUUGUGUUUAUAUGAAUGAUGUUUCCCAUGCUAUAGCCUCAUUUGUGCAUGCCUACAAUACGGCUGUGGGACACACUAGAGUAGCUUACACCUUUGAUGCGGGACCAAAUGCUUGUUUGUAUGUUUUAAAGGAACAUGUUCCCAGUUUACUGCAAGCUUUAAAUAAAUCAUUUCCAAAUGAUAAUGCCACCAAUGUGGAGUAUUUUAAGGGCAUACCUAUAGAUGAGGAGGUUUCAGCUAAUGCCUCUGCUUCGGCCAAUGAUGAUAUUAUUUUAAAUGGCAAUUUUUCAUUUGCCAUAAAUGAACGUAAUCUACUUAAGUACAUAAUACACACAAAAAUUGGUUUGGGACCUCAACGCCUAAAUAAAGAUGAAAGUUUAAUUAAUGCCACCACUGGUCUUCCAUUUUAAAUUGCAUAUCCCUGCGAAAAAAAAACAAAACAAAUCCAAACAAAUCAAACCUGCAACUUUAGAGUGAAAAAAAUGAAACUAAUUAACUUCGAAACAAUGUAACAAAACUUAACUACAAACGCUUCAACUAGUAAACGAUGACAAUAACGAAACAAUUUUUUUAUACAGAACUUUUAGUAUUAAAUUAAUCAAUAAAUAAAUGAUUACGUAGUAAUCCUAUCUAUAUAAAUGUUUAUAUAUUGUAAUAAUAUAUACAAAUCAUAUUUAUUGAUAAUGGAUAUUUGCAAAAAGGAGUAAAAUUGUAAUGGAAGUAUAGUAUAGCCUUCCAAGUCAAAUUAUAUUAAAGUAGUAUAAUUUUUUUAUAUUUUCAAGUAAAAUUAAAUUAAAAUUUAAAUACAAAAUGCUUUGCUUACCUAACUU